Aureococcus anophagefferens is the source of this 216-nucleotide messenger RNA. RefSeq lists its product as hypothetical. The record is from RefSeq and is a predicted model, not a curated record. The transcript has a single exon. Lineage: Eukaryota; Pelagophyceae; Pelagomonadales; Pelagomonadaceae. The annotation marks the transcript as partial.
UACGAGGCGCUCGGCGUGGACCCCGGCGCGUCCGACGCGCAGAUCAAGAAGGCCUACUACAAGAAGGCGCUCAAGUGCCACCCGGACAAGCACCCGGGCGACGCCCAGAAACAAAAAGAAUUCCAGGCGGUGUCGUCCGCGUACCAGGUGCUGAGCGAGCCGGAGGCGCGGCGGCGCUACGACUCGACGGGCGAGUCCGGCGACGACAAGGCCGGG